Molecule: messenger RNA, 1047 nt
Organism: Funneliformis caledonium
Lineage: Eukaryota; Fungi; Glomeromycota; Glomeromycetes; Glomerales; Glomeraceae
Source: the annotation of a GenBank genome assembly
AUGGCAAAUUAUAAAAGGUGCAAUGAGGAAGAUGUCCGUGUGGUAGUAACUAUAGAAGAAAUCAAAUCAACAUUAUCAUCAAAACAUGAUGUUGAUGAACAUCAUCUUCCUAAAGAGUUGUUUACAUUUCAAUUAUUUGUUGAUGAAGAAGUCUGGAUACCACCAGAAUUAAAUUAUAAACAAAUGAUUUGCCAUUAUUUGCUAGGAAUUCUAAAGGCGAUAAGAAAAUCGAUAAAUAAAAAAUGGCCUGAUCUUGCAAAAUCGAUGGCAUUAGAAUGUCUUGAUAAUGUUGAACAUGAAUCAUUAAAAGUUGGAGAUUCAUUCUUAUUUGCGACGUGUGAAUCGAAUUCAAUUAAUCUGUCAACGAGGUCACUAUUAUCACCGACAUCAUUAUCGGAUUCAACUUAUCAAACCAGCGCCACGAAUAUAAAUUCAUGCAUAAUCUCAGCGUUAUUAUCAAAGUCGAACCUAUCGCAUUUGUUACAAAAAGAUUUAAUUAAUCAAAGAUCAAAUGAUUCAUUUAACGAAAUUCAAGGGCAGGUCUAUGAAUUCCUUAACAAUAAUUUUUUUGCCGUCCAAACGGAGGAUGAUGAUUGUUUCGAACAAUUGGAUAUUGAAAUAAUUAAACAUCAAUUAUCGGUUUACUUGAAUAGUGAAUCAAAAGAUAUUAUAGAAGAAUUCAAUUGGAAAUUGCCUGUAAAGUUGGAAAAGAUACAAAAUAUUUGUGAAGAGAUUUCAAAUGAUAUUGUUAAUUAUUUAAUAGACCAUUUACAUUGGUGGCAACAUAACUUUACGGAAGAACAUUCAUAUUCAACGAUUUUCUUAAUCGGUAGUUGUUUCAAAACAAAAUAUCUAGUCGAUCUAGUCAAACUAAAAUUUAUUGAGAAUUAUAAAAUGGAAUUUACCAAAUCUUACAUUUCCGAUUUGAUAUUUAUAGAUAAAUCUUCUAGUUCCGCUUCAAGACACGGCGCUGUCAUUCAUAUACAGGAUGAUAAGAUUAAAGAAAAUUAUUUGAAAGAAAUCAAGAAAAAAAACAUUGAACAUUAA